Suillus plorans is the source of this 601-nucleotide messenger RNA. RefSeq lists its product as uncharacterized. Lineage: Eukaryota; Fungi; Basidiomycota; Agaricomycetes; Boletales; Suillaceae. The transcript has a single exon. The coding region runs from base 73 to 546 and encodes 157 amino acids. The record is from RefSeq and is a predicted model, not a curated record.
ACGCAGCCAGUCCGCAUUGCGUUAUGGCCCAUCACCGCGAUCCUUGUAUUUCGUGCGGCGACAUCGUUAGAUAUGUGCAUGGGGCAACCGAAACUUGCCUUUUUGAAUAUCGAUCUGCAGGUGAAUUCCUAUUGUAUUCGCAUUGACUGCCACAUCAUUGAACUUAUCUCUCAGCUAUCCAUGGUUUGUAUUGCAGCACGCACCUUUGAAUGGACGGUGCAGAUAAAACCCUUUAUUCGCGUGGCUCGCCGAUCGUCAACCGACGCACCAAAGCGAAAUUUUGUGCUCGACGCAAUCAAUUUGGCAUGCAACCUUCGAGGCUGUGGCUGGGACUGGUCGCACGGGCCGUACGUCCCGCCUGAGACACAUCCUACGUCCUCACGAUUGGCCUUUGCUACAUCCGCCUUAGUCUCUGGUCUAAAGCACUUAUUUCUUUGCGGCGCGAUUCACUCUGCCGUGCAAUCUUUCUCUCCAGAUACCUUUGGAUCUGUUGAUGGUGGCACCAUCUUCGACAACUCACUUCCCCCGCACCGCCAUUUGGAAUGAUGGGCACGGGGUGGUGAUCGUGCGUGCUAUUAGACAGGUGGCUGGAUGGGAUGGG